Messenger RNA from Scleropages formosus (Asian bonytongue), 2488 nucleotides. RefSeq names its product potassium channel tetramerization domain containing 2 (gene kctd2). The transcript is spliced from 6 exons. Gene Ontology annotation, cellular component: cytoplasm; Cul3-RING ubiquitin ligase complex. Gene Ontology annotation, molecular function: cullin family protein binding. The record is from RefSeq and is a predicted model, not a curated record. Bases 90 to 872 code for a protein of 260 amino acids. Lineage: Eukaryota; Metazoa; Chordata; Actinopteri; Osteoglossiformes; Osteoglossidae. Gene Ontology annotation, biological process: proteasome-mediated ubiquitin-dependent protein catabolic process; protein homooligomerization.
UGCUUGCGAGCGGCCGAUCCAGUGUGCUGGGGGUCGCUGCUCGGGGGAGGCGCGCGGACGCGCAUUUGAGCGCCACAGCAGGCAUCGUCAUGGCCGAGCUGCACAUAGAGCCGAGCGGCACGGGCCCCAUGGAUCAGACUGAGGCCCGAUCGCUGCGCCACGCGUCGCCCACCCUCGCGGUGCCCCCGCGGAGCGCCGUGUCCAUCCCCGGGCUGGUGGCGCGGCCGACGUUCGGCUUCCCCGCGCGCGGCGGCAGCGCGAGCUCUCCGCCCGAGGCGCCGGAGAAGCCGGGCUCGCGCUGGGUCCGCCUCAACGUGGGCGGCACCUACUUCGUGACCACAAAGCAGACGUUAUGCAGGGACCCCAAGUCGUUCCUGUACCGGCUGUGCCAGGACGACCCGGACCUGGACUCAGACAAGGAUGAAACGGGCGCUUACCUGAUCGACAGGGACCCCACCUACUUUGGCCCAAUCCUGAACUACUUGCGCCAUGGCAAGCUGAUCAUAAAUAAAGAUCUGGCUGAGGAGGGCGUGUUAGAAGAGGCGGAAUUCUACAAUAUCGCCACGCUGGUGCGGUUGGUCAAGGAGAGGAUUCGAGACAAUGAGAACCGAACAUCACAGGGUCCGGUGAAACAUGUAUAUCGAGUGCUGCAGUGCCAGGAGGAGGAGCUCACCCAGAUGGUCUCCACCAUGUCUGACGGCUGGAAGUUUGAGCAGCUCAUUAGCAUCGGCUCCUCCUAUAACUAUGGUAACGAGGACCAGGCAGAGUUCCUGUGCGUGGUGUCCCGGGAGCUCAACAACUCCACCAAUGGCCUUGUGAUUGAGCCCACUGAGAAAGCCAAGAUUCUGCAAGAACGAGGGUCACGGAUGUGAAGAGGUUUACAGUUUGGAGCUUCCCAGCACACGCGCACACUCACACUCCCCAUCUCCCUCCGCAGAGGCGGAGGCGCCGUCAUCACAGCACCACCCCCACUUUCGGAGACUUGCAUAACAAGUCCCAACCACAACCCCGUCACUCCUUGUGCUUACAGGUGUUCAGUGCAGCCUCUUGAGAUGCCGUUUUUCAUCUUCAGUAUUUGUAACUACUUCAGCAAGAUGGCCAACAGGAAAAAAGGAUGUCGUUAAAUGGGUUCCUGAUUUUGGGGGAACAAGAUGUUUUGGCGCUGCGUUUGGUACUAAUGGCGCCGAUCACUUAACGAAGACGCAAUGCAAAGAAGAAGCUUUUGGUCUCUGUUCUCCCUGGACCUCCCAAACUUUCCAGUGCCCCGUGCCUUUUCAGGCUCUCACGAGGAGGAGGCGCUACAUUCUCAGUCACUGUCGUGGCUGGAACAGACAAAGGAGGAAACAAAGUAAAAUCAGAGUUAUGGUUCAACAGUGUCAAGCCCAGGCUCUGUUCUCUUCUCCACCGGUUGGCUUGUGGUCCCCUCUCGGGAGAGAAUAACACGACUCGGACCAUGACCUGGUUUGACCCUCUCCACCCACCCACGACGACAACUCGGUCACCCUCCCCAACCCUCUUACAGGAGCUUCUCACACUCUUCUUCGUGGUCACAGAUUGAAACCAUCAGGUAUUGAUGGAUGUCUGAAUACAGACUGGAAUUUUAAGUAACAUACAUACUGUAUGUAUUUGGUGUAUUUGUGUGUGCCCCUAUGUUUCAGAUCCACAUUAUGCAGAAAGUAUGUGGGCACAGAGUGUCAUAAGGAGCUUGUUUGUUCGCAUCUACAUUUUAUUUCACAGAAAAGCAUUUUCUUCCAGCGCACUUGAGGAAUACGUUUUCCCCCAUUUGAGUAUCACAGCUAAACAUUGAUAUGAUAGCUUCCAGUAAGGAGAUACAGCAGGCAUUGUGUUUAAGUGUUCUUGUUUGUUUUUUAAUUGUGGAUUUUAUUGCUGAUCACUGUCAUGUGAGAUAUUAGUUUGUUUUGCGCAGGCCAUAUUUCAUGAAGUGUCUUAACGAGACGUAUCUCUAAGAGUUGCCAGAGAUUAAUUUACUUCUGUGAUGCUUGCAGCAUCGGUACAUAUGAUGUAAUUUGUGCCCUCUGAACUCAUUAUGUCACCGAGGUUUAAACAACUAGAGAUGCAAUGUGAUCAAAAUGUCAAAAGUAUAUUCUCUUUUGCUGCUAGUCUCAGAAGUUCGAGGUGGUCAGCAAGGGCAGGUCAGGGUCUGGAGGGUUGGCAGCGCGUGCGUGACUGCCAUCACAAGAGCAGUUCGAAAACCCACAUCUAUGUAUAAUUCCUGCCUUCCAAUUGUAUAAUUACAUGCUCAUGUUGAAUGCAUCCUCAGUUUACCUAAAUGGGGACAUUUUUUUUUUUUUUUUUUUUUUCCCCUGUUGUAAUCCUUACCUUUUGUCUUUUGCAUUUCAACAUGUUAGUAGACAUAUUUUCAUAGGAGUGUUUUGUUCCAAAGGCUCGGUCGUUACUGUGCACUCCCAGGGUUAUGUACUAUACAUGCCACAGGUAGCUGGCAGCUUCGUGGUUUUUCAUGUUGGGA